Molecule: messenger RNA, 1483 nt
Organism: Hordeum vulgare subsp. vulgare (domesticated barley)
Lineage: Eukaryota; Viridiplantae; Streptophyta; Magnoliopsida; Poales; Poaceae
Product: transcription termination factor MTERF15, mitochondrial-like
Exons: 1
Coding region: 98-1279 (393 amino acids)
Biological process (GO): chloroplast organization; regulation of DNA-templated transcription
Cellular component (GO): chloroplast
Molecular function (GO): double-stranded DNA binding
Source: RefSeq, a predicted model, not a curated record
GUUGAGCUCAUUUUGAGUGACAAUCCCUGUCCACCACACCACCGGAGACAGACACGCCGCACUUUCCACUGGAAUUCCCCACCCCACCGCCGCCGUCAUGCUCCUCCUCCGGAAGCGCGUCGUCUCUCAUCUCCUCUCCACCGCGGCCUCAUCUCCUUCCAUCUCCCCUCUCCUCUUCUCCGCGGCCUCCUCUCCUUCCAUCUCCCCUCUCCUCUUCUCCGCGGCCGCUGCCCCCCGCAUCUCUCCUAACCCUAGCUUCGCCGUGGAGGACUACCUCGUCGACACCUGCGGCCUCACCCGAGCCCAGGCACUCAAGGCUUCCACCAGGCUGUCCCACCUCAAGUCCCCAGCCAAUCCCGACGCCGUCCUCGCCUUCCUCGCCGGCCUCGGCCUCUCCGGCGCCGAUGUCGCCGCCCUCGUCGUCAAGGACCCGCACUUCCUCUGCGCCGGCGUGGAGAGAACCCUGUCCACCGUCCUCGUCGGGCUCACCCGCCUCGGUCUAUCGCCUUCUGAUAUCACGCGCCUCGUCUCCCUCACCCCCGCCUACUUCCGCAACAUAUCCCUCGUCCCCAAGCUAGAGUACUAUCUGCCGCUCUUCGGCUCCAUCGACGACCUGUUCCGGCAGCUCAAACACAGCUCUGGCUUACUCAGCUCCCACCUCGAGAGCGUGGUCAAGCCAAAUGUGGCCUUCCUGCGGGAGUGCGGGCUAGGUGCUUGCGAUAUUGCCAAGCUGCCUAGGAUCAUCGCCGCCAGCCCAGAGCGCGUCCUGGGGAUGGUCGCGUGCGCUGAAAGUAUAGGCGUGCCCCGUGGCUCCGGGAUGUUCAGGCACGCGCUGCAUGCCGUCUCAUUUCUCAAUGAGGAGGACAUUGCUGCCAAGGUGGAACAGUUGAAGAAGACAUUAAGGUGGUCAGAUGCCGAGGUCCGCAUUGCUGUGUCUAGGUGGCCGGUUUUGCUGAGAUGGUCAAAGGACAUGCUGCAGCGCAAGUCCGAGUUCCUUGUCUCUAAGGUGGGGUUGGAACCGGCGUACAUUGCUCGCCGGCCAGUAAUGAUCGGUCUUAGCCUGGAGGGUCGGCUCAAGCCCAGGUACUAUGUUAUGAGAUUUCUUAAGGAAAAUGCAUUGCUAAAUCAUGACACAAACUACUACACAAUGUUCUUGAUCUCCGAGAAGGCAUUUGUGGAGAAGUUCAUAUGCCCUCACAAGCAAGCUGCACCACACAUUGCUGAAGACUAUGCAGCCGCUUGCACAGGGGAGAUGCCUGCUAGAUUCAGAUUUACAUGAACCAAGAACAGGCUAAGAAAAUUGGUGGAACAACAGAAUUUCUACUCAUCGUAUUAAGCUGGUAAUUCAUCAUUAGGUGUUCUUUUCAUGCCCGAAUGGUGGUUUUGUCAUGGCUAAUGCUCGAUGUAACUGAUAACUUGAUUUCUGAACCCUGACAUGUUGACUUCAUCAUUUGGUAGAGAAGAAAGCUUGAUAUGUGUGAUC